This is a messenger RNA of Aspergillus affinis, 1620 nucleotides long. Its product is annotated as phytoene desaturase family protein. The transcript has 4 exons. The record is from RefSeq and is a predicted model, not a curated record. Gene Ontology annotation, biological process: carotenoid biosynthetic process. The coding region runs from base 1 to 1620 and encodes 539 amino acids. NCBI's taxonomy places the organism in Eukaryota, Fungi, Ascomycota, Eurotiomycetes, Eurotiales, Aspergillaceae. Gene Ontology annotation, molecular function: oxidoreductase activity.
AUGUCAGGUGCGACAGCAGUUAUAGUUGGUGCUGGAGCUGGAGGGAUCGCAGCUGCCACGCAGCUUGCUCGAAAAGGCUUCCAAGUGCAAGUUCUGGACCGCCAUGAGAGUGUCGGUGGUCGAUGUUCGCUGCUCUACAAGGACGGGUUUCGAUUUGACCAAGGACCGUCGCUGGUGCUGAUGCCCGAACUGUUCCGCAGAGCCUUUGAAGACCUCGGGACUUCGUUGAAAAAUGAGGGUGUCUCCAUGCUGCGAUGUGAGCCCAACUACUGUAUCUGGUUUGCGGAUCAUGAUUCGAUCGAGCUGUCAAGAGACAUGCCUCGCUUGAAGGCCGAAAUUGAGAGACAUGAAGGCGCCGGGGGCUUCUAUCGCUUCUGUGCUUUCAUGGCAGCGGCUGGAUAUCAGUACGAAAUGUCGAUGCAAAGUGUUUUCAACCAAAGCUUCCCAACGAUGUGGAGCAUGAUGCAUCUAUCCUUGAUCAAGGCGGUCCUGGCUCUCCGGCCGUCCACCAGCUUCUACCAACAGGCGGCCACAUUCUUUCGCUCGGAGAAGAUGCGACGCGUAUGGAGCUUUACGAGCAUGUAUCUGGGUAUGAGUCCAUAUCGCGCGCCCGCAACCUACUGCAUGUUACCCUAUGCCGAGAUAAGCGACGGCAUCUGGUAUCCAGAAGGAGGCUUUCAAAAAGUCCUGCAAGCACUCGGCGAGGUCGGGACGCGCCUCGGGGUUAACUAUCGCCUCAAUACCCCGGUAAAAAAGGUGCAACUUUCGACCGAUGGCCUCACGGCGACAGGAGUUCAACUCGCGUCAGGAGAUGUCAUCUCGGCGGACCUGGUGGUAGUUAAUGCUGAUCUUGUGUACGCAUGCAAUCGCCUCCUGCCACCGUCUUCCCAUGCCCGUCGCCUGCAGGAUCGAUCCGCUUCUUGUAGCAGUAUCUCCUUUUACUGGUCAUUCGGCGAGGAAAUCCCCGAGCUCAAACCACACAAUGUGUUUCUAGCCGACAAAUACCGCGAGAGCUUUGACACUAUCUUCGACGAGCAGGGUAUACCGGAAGAUCCGUCAUUCUACGUAAAUGUUCCAAGUCGAGUUGAUCAGUCGGCUGCACCAACAGGGAAAGAUGCCGUAAUGGUGUUGGUGCCAGUGGGCCAUCUGCCAAAAACCACAUUCACCGACGUGGAAGAGGAAAAAGCAAGAUGGGAGUCCCUGGUAGCCCGGAUGAGAGACACGGUGAUUAAAACAAUCGAGGAACGUACUGGGACACGGGGCCUCCGAUCCAAGCUCUUGAAUGAGCAGGUCAACACACCCUUGACCUGGCGCGACAGGUUUAAUUUAGAUCGCGGCGCAAUCCUUGGGUUGUCGCAUUCAUUUAACAACGUGGGAUGUUUCCGUCCGCACAUCAAGCACCCUCAUAUACGAGGAUUGUACUUUGCCGGGUGCAGCACCCAGCCAGGAGCUGGAGUGCCGGCUUGCUUGGUGAGUGGCAGGCUUGUCUCCGAGCAAAUCGUGAAGGAUUGGAAAAAGAGAGACGAAGCGCAAUUCUUCACCAGCUGGAAGUUCCUGAUGGGUCUUGCCAUGCUAGGCUUACUGAUGGCAGUAAUGGCGUCUUUUCCUCGUCGCGUUUGA